CGCCCCCUUGUUUACUACCUUCAGAGUACAAGUAGGUGGGGACUUCUCCACGCGCGCUCUCCCAUUGGUUGAGUCCAUCUCUUAAGUAACAGUCCCACGCGCUGCACUGCAGACUUUCCUCUCUCCUGAACUACUCGACUUCGCCCAUCAACUGUCACUCAAGGAAUUGUUGUUGUGUUUUGAGGAUGACGGGUACAAUGAGGUUGGUCCGGUCCCUGGUGAAGACGGCGGUGCGGGUGAACGUGCCCAAACACGUCGACCACUUCUCCAAGUUCUCCCCCUCUCCGCUCUCCAUGAAGCAGUUCUUGGAUUUCGGUUCCACCAAUGCCUGUGAGCGCACAUCGUUCGUCUUCCUGCGACAGGAGCUUCCAGUCCGCUUGUCCAACAUCAUGAAGGAGAUCGAGGUGCUGCCGGACCGGCUGCUGGCCACGCCCUCAGUCCAGAUGCUGCACAGCUGGUACACCCAGAGCCUGAUGGAGAUCCUGGAGUUUCUGGACAAGAGCCCUGAUGACCACAGAGUCCUUGAGAUGUUCGUGGAGGUCUUGGAGUCCAUUAGGAACCGGCACAACGAGGUGGUUCCAACCAUGGCUCAGGGAAUCAUUGAGUAUAAAGAUGCUUUCAGCCGUCGGGACGCUGUUACCGACCACAACAUCCAGUACUUCCUGGACCGCUUCUACACCAGUCGCAUCUCCAUCCGCAUGCUCAUCAACCAGCACACGCUAGUCUUCAACGGCAAUACAAACCCCGCCCACCCCAACACCAUUGGCUGUAUCGACUCCAUAUGUGACGUGUCAGAAGUUGUGCGAGAUGCCUAUGAGAGCGCUAAGUUGCUGUGUGAGCAGUAUUACCUGGGAGCACCAGAGCUGGAGCUGAGGCAGAUGAAUGCCAACAACAAUAGAGAGCCCAUCCACAUCUCUUACGUCCCAUCUCACCUAUACCAUAUGCUCUUUGAACUCUUCAAGAAUGCCAUGAGGGCAACCAUUGAGAACCAGGAGACUAGCACGACCCUCCCACCCAUCAAAGUCAUGGUUGCUCUUGGUGGAGAGGACUUGUCAAUCCAGAUGAGUGACAGAGGAGGCGGCGUCCCCUUUAGGAAGACGGAGCGUCUGUUCAGCUACAUGUACUCCACGGCUCCCAGACCCUCCAUAGGAGACAAACACAGAGCUCCACUGGCGGGGUUUGGCUAUGGUCUGCCCAUCUCUCGCCUCUACACUCGCUAUUUCCAGGGAGACUUGCAGCUCUACUCCAUGGAGGGUCAUGGCACUGACGCGGUCAUAUACCUGAAGGCCUUGUCGAAGGACUCGGUGGAGAGGUUGCCAGUGUUCAACAAGACUACAUUGCGUCACUACAAGCUGAGUUUGGAGGCGGACGAUUGGUGCGUUCCCUCCAAGGAGCCACUGGACCUUGCUGUGUACCGCACUUCCAAGUGAUUUGGCCAUGACCUGUGACACGACUUCUGCCACAAACCCUCACAAGCUGACCAUGAACAAAAUGUACGUCAAGAGACGGGGCGGCGUUGUGGGACCAGAACUAUUACCCAGACGGUUGACCUGAGCCGAGGUGACAAGACAGAGCACCUGCUGUCUGGGAUUGUCUGGGAAUUCCCUGGAUUCCCGGAGCAUCUUCUUCAUUGGACCUCCCUCUUUUUUUUUUCUUUACGUGUGGUUUAGAUAAAGAGAAGAACAAGGUUGACAUUUAAGAUGGCAGAUAAUCAAAGACGCAGUGGUGGAAAUCCAGAAAGCAAGAUUGAGCAGUGAAAUGAGCUAAUAGUAGGGCUGAACAAUUUGAAGAACAUACCUUAUGGUGGACAUUAUCCGACCAGCAUUGGGAUGUGUGAAAACAUCAAACAUUGGAGACCUGUUUUGUGAUUCCUUCUAAUGAAGUUAUUUUAUGGGGCUUUCCAGCCAAUCAGGUCUUUAGGUUUGAAAGUGCCUGCGUAAUGCUCUGUUAGACAGUACCUGUCUAACAGAGAAGUGUGGUUUGUUUUCUUCGAAACGGAACAUUUCGUCUUUUUAUUACAGCCGUUCUCAAAUCAAACAUGUCAAAUAUCAAAGCUUUGGUCUGUGACCCUCAACGUCUCUCAGUCCUUAGCUUAAGCCCGUUGCUAAGUUAAGUAGUUCAAAUACUUAUUUUAUCCCAAAUCACAAUCUUUCACUAAACCAAACCAAAUACUUGUGUAGCGCAAGUAAACCUAAAAAAAUUAAAUAAAGCCACAUUGGAAGUUUAUUUUGAAAAGAGAACUUAUGCAUGUAACAAACAGGAUGUGACAAGAAAACUGAUGCUUAAGGGGUACUAUAGUUUAAAGAGUAAAGGGCCAGACACUCGGCUUCAGUAUUUGACAAGUUGGCAGAGAAUGUGUUGACUGUUAGUGAAUCAGUCAGGGCCAUACAAUGCAAACUUGUGUUGUUGUUUUACAUGUCUUGUACAAAUUGACUAAGUAAGUCUUUGCUUGAAUCACUGCACAGUUACUGACAGACACUGAUUAAGGAUCAUCCAGUUAGAGUUCAGCAGGAACUGUCACAAUGUCAAAGAGUUAUGUAAACUUGUCUUCUGGUUAUCCAUUAAUCGGCUUCGAUAAAAGUGUGGAAUGCACCUUAAUCAGUUUGUUGUUGAAGACCUGUAAUGGGUCCAAACUACAGUGUGUGUGUGAUGGGAAGUGCCUCUUUUCUAUUGUAUAUUUGAAGUAAACCGUUCAUAAUAG
This is a messenger RNA of Cyclopterus lumpus (lumpfish), 2701 nucleotides long. Its product is annotated as pyruvate dehydrogenase (acetyl-transferring) kinase isozyme 2, mitochondrial-like. NCBI's taxonomy places the organism in Eukaryota, Metazoa, Chordata, Actinopteri, Perciformes, Cyclopteridae. The record is from RefSeq and is a predicted model, not a curated record. Gene Ontology annotation, biological process: regulation of glucose metabolic process; protein phosphorylation. Bases 186 to 1430 code for a protein of 414 amino acids. Gene Ontology annotation, cellular component: mitochondrion. Gene Ontology annotation, molecular function: pyruvate dehydrogenase (acetyl-transferring) kinase activity. The transcript is spliced from 11 exons.